GUAACAAUUCUGUGUCCCCUAAUAACGGUUCUGUGUCCCUCAGUAACAAUUCUGUGUCUGUCCCUAAGUAACAAUUCUGUGGCCCUAAGUAACGAUUCUGUGGCCCUAAGUAACGUUUCUGUGGCCCUAAGUAACGAUUCUGUGGCCCUAAGUAACGUUUCUGUGGCCCUAAGUAACGUUUCUGUGGCCCUAAGUAACGAUUCUGUGGCCCUAAGUAACGUUUCUGUGUCCCUAAGUAACGUUUCUGUGGCCCUAAGUCACGUUUCUGUGUCCCUAAGUAACGUUUUCUGUGGCCCUAAGUAACGUUUCUGUGUCCCCUAACUAACGUUUC
Staurois parvus is the source of this 331-nucleotide messenger RNA. The record is from the annotation of a GenBank genome assembly. Lineage: Eukaryota; Metazoa; Chordata; Amphibia; Anura; Ranidae.